AAUUUUCAGUAUAAAAAUGAAAUCAUUACUGCUUUAAAUCGGAUUAUUUGGAUUUUUCAAAAUCCAAUGAGACAAGCAGCAUCUUAUUUACAUAAAAAACCUUUGGCUGAGUUAAACGUGCGUCUUGAAGAUAUUCCAACUGGUAUACUUGGAUUUGUUCGCACUUCAGACAUUCUGACAUUACCUUUAUAUGAGUGGCCUGAGGAUGUAAAUCCCCGUCUUAAAUCAGAAUUACAACCUUGUUUUGUAAAUAAAGUUAGGGCUAUUACUUCAAUAUAUUCUCAUUUUUUGGAAAUAAUUAAUAAUUUGGUUAUCGAUGAUCAAAAUGAUUUUCUUGUUGAUUUUUAUAGCAUAAAAAAUUGGCUUCCAGGUAAUUUUUAG
Molecule: messenger RNA, 381 nt
Organism: Meloidogyne enterolobii
Lineage: Eukaryota; Metazoa; Nematoda; Chromadorea; Rhabditida; Meloidogynidae
Source: the annotation of a GenBank genome assembly